AUGCCUAUAAUUAUCGCUUUGGUACUUUGCGAAUAAUUCAUGUUAGCUAUUGGAAUGGAUCCUCGAGCUUCUGAGUAUGCUGGACUUUAUACCUACCUUCUUAUACCUGCAAUGUUCUUUCAUUCAUAAUUUGACGCUACAAGGCAAUAUCUCAAUGCUCUAAAUAAGUCAGAGGUAGUAAUGUACAUUAUGAUCAUUACAUCAGGACUUCAUUUAGUAUGGUGCUAUCUACUUACUAGUGUUUGGAAACUUGACGUUGUUGGAGUCUCACUCGCUACCUUAAUUACCUUCUUCCUUAAUUUCUUUAUUGUUACAAUUUACUGCAAACGCAAUAAGGAAGUCAGAAAAAGCUUCUUUUUCCCAACAAAAGAAUCUUUCCAAAAGCUAGGGGAAUAUCUUUAAAUUGGAAUUCCCUCAUGUUGCAUGCUUUGUCUUGAAUGGUGGAGCUUUGAAGUUCUUGCCAUAAUGGCUGGUUAUAUUAGUGUAGAUGCAACUGGAGCUCAUGUAAUUAUCAUUAAUACUCAUGUAGUCAUCAUUAUGGCACCUCUUGGAGCUUAAGUUGCUACUAUUGUUUGUGUUGGAUAAGCAAUGGGAGAAGGACAUGCUAGCAAAGCUGUAAGCUAUUUUAGACUAGUAGCUUUAUACAGUUUAAUGCUCAAUAUUACUUUGGGAACUGUGAUCUUUUUCACCAGGGAAUCAAUUGCUAGAAUAUUUACGACAUCAGAAAACUUGAUACCAAUGAUAAUGGAUGGCUAUUCAGUUUUGAUACUUAUAUUACUCCUUCAUGGAAUGGCAAUGGUAUAAGCUGGAGCAGUGAGGGGACUUGGAAAACUUAAUUUAGCAACAUGGAUGGUCUUCUUCUCAUUUUAUAUUGUUUCUUUGCCAGGUGCUUACAUUUUUGCCUUUAAACUAGAUUGGGGAAUGGUUGGGCUCUGGUGGGGCAUUGUUGUCGGCUCAAUCAGUGAAGUCGUUCUUUAUGCAUUUUUCUUAAGAUUUUUAUGUGAUUGGAAAAGAUUAGCCAUUGAAAUAUCGGAAUAAAUGAGGAUGUCUCCAAAUAUUUCAUACAGGAAAAACAUAGAUCAAAUUCAUGAGCCCUUAAUAAAACAAUGUGAUAUUUCAAAUCAUGAAAUAACUAUUAAAACAAGAGAAAACUGA
This is a messenger RNA of Stylonychia lemnae, 1155 nucleotides long. The record is from the annotation of a GenBank genome assembly. Lineage: Eukaryota; Ciliophora; Spirotrichea; Sporadotrichida; Oxytrichidae.